AUGGCGACAGCGCAACUAGACUCAGAUUCGGCUCAAUCUCCAAAUGACGCUAUUACAUCCGAAUCCUCCACCGCACGUCCACUCGCGACGCUCUCCCCCGAGCGCCUAGGCAUGCCCUUCGACCGGCGUCUCCUCCUCGCAACCUUCACAUCCUUCAGCUGCGGCUCCAUGCUCGGGUACUUAAACACCUCGCGACUCGCAUCUCUCCGCUUCCGCGCCGAAAACGCCCACCGCCUUCCCAUCUCUCAGCCCGGCUGGUACCUCUACCACAAGUCCAAAAACUACUACAAGCUCAAGCACGGCAUCACUGCUGGUCUGCGAUCAGGGGUUUUCCUCGCCGCAUGGACCUCUAUCUUCUUUGUCGUAGAGGAGUCUUUGGAUGUUUUUAGGGGCACAUGGAGGGCGGGACGGACGAUUGGGGAGAUGGAGGGUGUGAGUGAGCUAGAUAUUGAUAAGGUGAAUACAGGAGUGGAGAAGAGUAGGGACUUCUUGAGUAGUGUGGUUGCAGGGAUGGUCACGGGUGGGUUGUGGUCAGCGUGGAACAAGUUUCCAGUCUUAACGGCUGCGAGGACAAUUAGGAUGGGCUUGUUUGCAGGGCUGGGUUAUGGCGUUGCGCAGGAUGCUUUGACGUGGGCAAGAGGGAAGACUGGAGGUGUUGUGAAUGAUGCGGAGAGCUGGAUCUACAGGGGUGCGAAGAACAGACGGCAAGCUGACGACAAUAGCACAGAGCUAGAGCAGAAAGAACAAGAAAAGCAGGAAUAG
This is a messenger RNA of Didymosphaeria variabile, 762 nucleotides long. RefSeq lists its product as uncharacterized. The transcript has a single exon. The coding region runs from base 1 to 762 and encodes 253 amino acids. NCBI's taxonomy places the organism in Eukaryota, Fungi, Ascomycota, Dothideomycetes, Pleosporales, Didymosphaeriaceae. The record is from RefSeq and is a predicted model, not a curated record.